CUGAGCAUAAAGACUGGAAACAGGGGGAGAAAGCUAGCCUGGCUCUGACCAAAGGUCACAAAAUCCACCAACCAGUGCCUCUAAGGAUCGGUAUUUAACAAGUUAUAUCUCAUGUGUUUAAUGUGGCUUUACGGGGGUUUUGUGCUGGAACUAUUUCUUAACUGGGAGCAGUAACCUUACUGUAGUCUCUGCUGUUUGCCUGGCAACCUGAUUGUGAUGACACAAAUCUCCCCGUAAAACCACAACUUGUCAUUUUUAGACUUUUUUUUGGUGAGGAUUUAAUAAACUAGAUACAGUGCAUAUACAGCAAGCUAUUGAAGUCCUGAAGAUUCUGUUGUCUUUGGACAGAGCCAGGAUAGCGGUUACCCUCUGUUCCCAGACUCCAUGGUAAGCUAGGAUAAGCAGCUAUUGGCUAUAGCUUUAUAUUUAGUGUACAGGCAAGAUUAGAGUAGUAUCUGUCUUCACCUGACUCUUGGCAAGAAAGAGUUAAACCGCCCCUUUAUCUAUUUGUAAACCUUGCUCACUUUGUCUAUCAUACAAAACCAAAAUGUCACUAAUUCACCUGAUCUGAGUCCCAGUGGGAAUGAUUAGAUCCACUGUUUAGCUGAGAAAUUCAUAAAACAAAAAAUUUAACUGAAUAUCAUCAUAGUCAUUCAAAAUGAUGUUCUUAUUACCAAAAGAAGCAUUUAAAUUAGUUGUCAGUCAGUCUCAUGUGUAUUCUGAUUGAUGGGAUUUAGCUGGCAGGAACUUGAUCUGCCACACUAGAAUAAAGGAGACACACUGCCAUAUGUCAUGCUGGACACACACACACACACACACACACACACACACACACACACACACACACACACACACACACACGCAUAUACACAGAGAGAACAGGUGGAUUACCUCAGUGCUGCUCAACACAUGGCUGAGAUGCAGGAAGCUUUAUGUAAGGAGAGCUGAGGAGAAAAAAAAACAGCCGCCAUCAGAAUGAAGGUAAGGUCAAUUUCCCUGAGCUGUCCUGCGCUAAAAAAAAAACCUAACUAAGAUCAUAUUUAAGUAUAUACCAAUUCUUGCAGCUCUUCAGAAUCAACCCACACACUUACUCACUUUCACAAAAACUUUUUAAUGACAGUGUUUCAAUCCAAGAUGGAUCUUCAUGAGGUCAGAAAAAAGAAUUCUGUGGCAGUGAGUAAGUGUGCAGGUGUUAUUGUUUUUUCAUUGAUGCUAUUUUCUGACACCUGUGUGAUGUGCCUAUUUUCACCCUAGUUCUUAAGAGUCAGCCCUAAUUAAUACCACUGAACGUUUAUUGGUUGUCAUAAUUUCCCAUGAUUACCAGCAUGUAGUCUCCAAACAGCAGACUGAAUGAACAGUACAAUAUCAGCUGUUUGUUACUGAAUCUUGUAAAAUGUUGCAGAUUGCUGAAGAUUCAUCAGAUUUCCAUUUAGCAGUGCUGGAUGUCUUAAACCAAGUCGAUAAACCUCAGCAGGUUGUAGAAGCCUGGCACUGUUGGGGAUUUUCCUCUGUAAAUCCCAGUUGGGAGGCUCCUGGAGAGGCUAAACUUCUUAGCACUGUUGACACAGCCUGCCGCUUCUGCCAGUGCAGUAAUUAAAGCGUUCACUUAAAUUUAGGGGUGGAAUGUUACACAAAGAUAAUAAUAAUAUUCAUUAAUGCUUCUCCUUUUUAAAAGACUGAGUUUAUUCAAUAGUGUUUACUGCUCAAUGUGGAUUGGGACACUGAUGCAAUGUGAGAACAUUCAGGGAGAGAUGAAGAUGAAGAGGAAGCGUUGAUGUACCCUCUGCAGUGCAACCUUCAGCCCCACAAUUACCAAAAAAGCCUAUUAAAUUUGGAUUAUUCAUUCAUUAAUAAAUUCAUUUAACUGUUAAGUUAUUUUUUUUGUAAAUAUUCCCUGAAUACUGUUUCAAAGCCUCUUCCACAAUGCCAGGAUUUAAUUUAGGUGGGAAAAUACUAGAUCUGUUUAUUACAAUAUUUACCCAAAAUUUAUUUUGCCCAUAAAUGAAUUUAAUUCCAAUUAAAUAAAAAAUUCAAUAUUUAGUCUUUUUUUAAAUGACCUUCAAAACACAUCAGGUGUAAUAUUCGUGUAAUUUUUAAAUAAAAAUUUCAGUGCAGGAUAAAUGCACCUGUGUAAGAGUUUCUACAUUCAUACAAAAAGACCAAAACUUACAUUAAUGGAGAGUUUAAUAGACCAACACCACAGGGGGGAGCUCAAGUCCUGACAAAAGACAUCAGUACACAUUCAAACUCAGCUCUAUCAGAAACCUACUGUAAAGAAAGAUGAAGGAAGUAACUGACCUGUUGUGUGCAGACACUAGAUGGCAGCACUGUCAUACGUUAAUCAGAUAUGGACACUCAUCACCCUGUUGUCCACAUUAGGCAGCCUUCAUCAAGAAGAUUAUUACUUAUUAUCCAUUAUCAAGAGAUACGUUUGGAUUAGUGAACAUAAUCCUCAAAUUAUAAUCCAGAUUAUCUCCUGGUGCCUUAAUCAAAUUUGCAGUGUUUUUCUUUAUGUAAGAUUGUUUCCAAGGGGGGUGUCAGUUAUAAACAUUUGAAAUACAAUAGCCUGCAAAAAGUUGUUUUUUUAAAAAAAAUGUUCCAUGCUUAUACCAAAUGCAGAAUAGAUAUUUUACAUAUCAUUACAAAUAGUUGUAAUUUGUUGUAUCACUUUUUUGCACUUUCUUACUGACUGAUGAAGGUUGCAAGACCAAAGCCAUGUUUUAACACAGUGCAGCACACCACAGUACAACUUUAUAGUUGUGGAAAUAUGUCUUUGACUAUACCUGUACAGAAAACAGCAUUAAGACAUGUAGAACAUCAUACAAAUGCUACUGUUGUGUAAAUUCGCCUUGAAAUGAAAAGAGUAUUAGUUUGUUUAAAUAAAAGCUAGAAAAAAUAAUGUAAAUAACAAUGAAAAGUAAAGUUAUAACAAUUUCAUCAUUAAAAUUGCCCUGGGAAUUAAAUACCUCUUGUAAAUAUUCUUUCUUGUCAGAGGCAUCGUAAAGUACCCCCCUUUGAGUAAAUGUUUGGCCUAAGAGUGUAGCACCUUUCCUUUGUUGUGUCAUCCAGACAGUGUUUUGGUUCAGUUUUGUACUGCUCAUAUGUGUCCAUCUCAGGGUUUUCAGGCUCUCACCACGUGGCAGAAAUUACAACUAUUCUACAGAGGGAUUCUUGAAAAUGGAGACAAGAAGACAGACAGUUGGCCGCUGGUCUACUCUCCUGUGCCAAUUAGCUGCAUCUUUCUGUGCUACCUGGUCAUUAUAUGGGUGGGGCCAAAGCUGAUGGCGAAAAGGCAGCCAGUCAACCUUAAACCUGUCCUGAUAGUUUACAACUUUGCCAUGGUCUGCCUGUCUGCAUACAUGUUCUAUGAGUUCACAGCCUCUUCCUGGUUGGCCCAAUACAGUCUGCUGUGCCAGCCAGUUGACUACAGUGACAGCCCACUGGCAAUGAGGAUGGCCAGAGUAUGCUGGUGGUUCUACUUCUCCAAAGUUAUAGAGCUCAGUGACACUAUAUUUUUCAUCUUGAGGAAGAAGAACAGCCAGCUGACCUUCCUCCAUGUCUACCACCACGCCACCAUGAUCUUUAACUGGUGGGCUGGGGUUAAGUAUGUGGCUGGUGGCCAGUCUUUCCUGAUUGGUCUGAUCAACUCGCUGGUCCAUAUAGUGAUGUAUCUGUACUACGGCCUGGCAGCUUUUGGACCAAGCAUGUCCAAAUACCUCUGGUGGAAACGCUACCUCACCUCCCUACAACUGCUCCAGUUUUUCAUAGUAACUAUCCAUACCACCUACAACCUUUUUGCUGACUGUGACUUCCCUGACUCCAUGAACAUGGUUGUGUUGGCCUACUCUCUCAGCCUUAUUGCUCUCUUCAGUAACUUCUACUACCACAGCUACCUCGCCAAGAAGAAGAACAAGAAGACAUAGGAAGAGAGAAAGAGAGAGAAACAGGUGUAUAUGAGGGAGGAGAGAAAAGAGCUGAGAUGAAAACAUUUGAAAACAGGAAGGUUGUACUGAAAGAGGAAAGCACAGAUGAGAGGGGAUAUUAAAAAAAUCUGCUUGUUUGUUAUGUUAAUUACUUUAUGUUAAUCAUGUUAUGGUAAUUACAGCUUGAUUUCUUAUAUGUACAAAAUACAUUAACAUAUUUGAAAACCUAUAAUGACACUUGAAAAUUGUAAAAGUACUGCACAUUUAUGUU
This is a messenger RNA of Dicentrarchus labrax (European seabass), 4194 nucleotides long. It is a transcript of the gene elovl8a, whose product is annotated as ELOVL fatty acid elongase 8a. The coding region runs from base 3102 to 3923 and encodes 273 amino acids. Lineage: Eukaryota; Metazoa; Chordata; Actinopteri; Moronidae. The transcript has 7 exons. Gene Ontology annotation, molecular function: fatty acid elongase activity. Gene Ontology annotation, biological process: sphingolipid biosynthetic process; very long-chain fatty acid biosynthetic process; fatty acid elongation, saturated fatty acid. Gene Ontology annotation, cellular component: endoplasmic reticulum membrane. The record is from RefSeq and is a predicted model, not a curated record.